Fragaria vesca subsp. vesca is the source of this 1457-nucleotide messenger RNA. RefSeq names its product peroxidase N-like. The record is from RefSeq and is a predicted model, not a curated record. The transcript is spliced from 4 exons. NCBI's taxonomy places the organism in Eukaryota, Viridiplantae, Streptophyta, Magnoliopsida, Rosales, Rosaceae. Gene Ontology annotation, molecular function: heme binding; peroxidase activity. Gene Ontology annotation, biological process: hydrogen peroxide catabolic process; response to oxidative stress. Bases 48 to 1055 code for a protein of 335 amino acids.
GAUAUAUUAACACUAAUUACAGUGUCUCAUACCCUCGAAUGUAAGCCAUGUUUAGGUCUUUCAUCAGCAGUUUCAUUCGUCUUCGUCGUAGUUUUUUGGUAGUGAUGAUCUUAUUUGCAUUUAGUUCGGCUGUGAAAGCACAGUUGAGUACGGAUUUCUACCAGCAAUCAUGUCCAAAACUUCUCCAAAUCGUCCGGAAAGAGGUACAGAAUGCUAUCAAAUCCGAAAUGAGAAUGGCUGCUUCUUUGCUUCGACUUCACUUCCACGACUGCUUUGUCAACGGUUGUGAUGCGUCACUACUACUCGAUCUAACUGAUGGCGAGAAGUCUGCCAUCCCAAACGUGAAUUCGGCGAGAGGGUUUGAAGUUAUCGACGCAAUCAAGAGCUCCGUGGAGAGUUCUUGCAGUGGAGUUGUUUCCUGUGCUGAUAUACUAACUAUAGCUGCGCGAGAUUCUGUGGUCUUAAGUGGAGGAAAUUCAUGGAAAGUUUUGCUGGGAAGAAGAGACGGGUUAGUGGCAAACCAGACAGGAGCAAAUGCUGGACUUCCUUCUCCAUUUGACACACUGGAUGCCAUAAUUUCCAAGUUCGCCAAUGUAGGCCUAAAUGUCACAGACGUAGUGUCCUUAUCAGGAGCUCACACAAUUGGGUUAGCAACCUGUCGAACCUUCAGCAACAGAUUGUUCAACUUCUCAGGAACAGGUGCACCAGACAGCACAUUAGAUUCAACUAUGGCAACUGAUCUGCAGAACCAAUGCCCUACGACGAGCGACGGAUUCAAUACCGCGCCUCUUGAUCGGAACUCGAGAGAUCUAUUCGACAACCAUUACUUUCAGAACUUGCUCACCGGAAAGGGCCUUCUCAGUUCUGAUCAGCUGUUAUUUUCCGGUGAUGCAGCCGAAACAACAAGUACCAAAAGCUUGGUCCAAAGCUAUAGCUCUAAUUCCAACCUUUUCCUGACAGAUUUUGCUAAUUCUAUGAUCAAAAUGGGGAGUAUAAGUCCACUCACUGGGUCUGCUGGAGAGAUAAGACAGAACUGCAGGGUUCUUAAUUCUUGAAUAAUUAGCACAUAGUCCAAAAGUUUCAUGUAGACAGACCUAAGUAGUUUUAGUUUCCACAUAUAACUUUCAGUGAAUAAUGCCUUGAGAAACAAAGUUAUUUUGUGACUCUUCAAUCAAUUAAGCAAAAAUAUAUGUGUGUGUACGCUAUAUAUGUUCGAUCAUGAGCCAAUUGGUAUGAUUUAUAUAUCAAAUGAGUUAUGAAGUCAAGAGUCAUAUAUUUACGCUAUAGAUGAUUUAACAUGCACCAAAAUCGUCAAGUUCAUAAUUAUCAUGCAACACAGAACCAAAGAUAAAUAUGUAAAAAUAGACCAUGAAUGUACAUAAGAAUCUGGGUUUGUGUAUUCAUGUGAUUAGAGUGACCUCUAAUUCAUUAUCGAUCCAUAUACCAUAUUAUCCAUA